Molecule: messenger RNA, 417 nt
Organism: Esox lucius (northern pike)
Lineage: Eukaryota; Metazoa; Chordata; Actinopteri; Esociformes; Esocidae
Gene: hcst
Product: hematopoietic cell signal transducer
Exons: 5
Coding region: 84-335 (83 amino acids)
Biological process (GO): regulation of immune response; positive regulation of phosphatidylinositol 3-kinase/protein kinase B signal transduction
Cellular component (GO): membrane
Molecular function (GO): phosphatidylinositol 3-kinase binding; signaling receptor binding
Source: RefSeq, a predicted model, not a curated record
UAAAAAUGAAAACUGCCGGUGAGCACUAGUAAAACACGGUGCUAUAGUUAAGGUUACAUUGAGAUAUUGCAGUGGUUAACAAAAUGGCAGAAAAUGCGUCAUUGCUGAUGGUUCUUUUCCUUUGCCUCUGUGAAAAUGUUGUGACUGCAACAGAUACAGAUAACUUGUCCUGCUACAGAAUUAAGCCUGGCACCAUGGCUAGCGUAAUCAUUGCAGAUGUGAUCCUAACCAUUGGUAUUGUCAUUGUAACAUACCACUGUGCCAGCAGACGCAGACUUCGAAAAGAGAGGGCUGAUAAAGUCUACAUGAACGUCAGGGCUAACUGCAAAACCUGAAACCACAUUAUAUAUAAUAUUUGACAUUUAUGUUUUUUUUUUAUAUGCACUCUUGUUUUACCUUGUCUUUCAAUAAAAGUUG